Marasmius oreades (fairy-ring Marasmius) is the source of this 2252-nucleotide messenger RNA. RefSeq lists its product as uncharacterized. The transcript is spliced from 12 exons. The coding region runs from base 722 to 2146 and encodes 474 amino acids. Gene Ontology annotation, molecular function: O-methyltransferase activity. Lineage: Eukaryota; Fungi; Basidiomycota; Agaricomycetes; Agaricales; Marasmiaceae. The record is from RefSeq and is a predicted model, not a curated record.
GGAGUAUUCUCACUUGACACUUGCGUUCAUGAUCAUGAGCUCUUACUUAUUUAUCCAUGAUUCUAGUGGACAUAAUCACGGCCGAACCUCGAGCUCCCUCAUUGAACAUGGCAGCGAUCAGACCGGUUUAUGUGCGGCCCUUUUGCAAUAUCUCCAAAGGAAGAUAUACUAUUGAAUUCCAAGCUUCAUCUCGUGCUUUCAGGACUAGCACCGAUGUAUAGUAUGUUUUCGAGAAAAGAAAGAAGGGGAUAAGAUCCAAUAUUGCCCACCAUAUUACAAGGCUAUAUCGGGAUUAAGAGCCGUGCCAGAGCUAGCGGGAACCGCGAAGUUCAAACCAACUCAGAGCGUCUAGCGAUGUCAACGAUUACGGAGGUUACUAAGUUGAUGCUAUUCUCCAAUGCCUUUCAACUCUUCGAGAAACAUCAACCCUCGAAAUGUUUUCCCAAGCCUGCCAAUUUAACCAUACGCUGCUCGUUAUAGCACCAAUGUCCAGAACUUCUGAUGUCGCUGAAAUUCGAAGUUUCCGCAUCUUCAAACUCACAAGAGUGUUCACAUCACAACGUGAUCAGCAGUCACGAAGGAGGCUGCAACUUGAAGAAUCAGUACAUUACGAUGCUCACUGACACCUUAUCAGGACGGGUUCUCAACAAUUAAAACCGCUUACAUUCAGAGCACAGCCCUUAUAAAGCUCAUUUGAACCUCCAAAACCCCCCCAAUUCCAAUGUCAUCUCAUAACUUUUCCCAACUGCGCACAAUCCUCGGCAUUCUCAACAAGAAUGUCGAUAUUCUCGAGGAGUCGUGCAAGGCGAACGGAACUCAAAUUCCAGAUCUAAGCGAACCUUUCCACCCAGAUUCCGAAGCUUUUCGUCGGCAUAAAGAUGCUGCCGAAGCCGCGAACACCAUUGCAGCAGCAGCACAACAUAUCGCUGCGAUUUUAACAGCGCCAUCGGUCUCGUUGUAUCAUUCUGUUGGCGGGGUGUUGCAAUCGGCAGCCGUACGCGUGUGUCUCGAGGCUAGCGUUACUGAGAUACUACGUGAAGCUGGGCCUCAGGGAUUACAUGUGGAUACGAUAGCCAAGAAGGCGAACUUGGACUCGCAGAAACUCAGUCGCCUCCUCCGUCUCUUGGCCACCAAUCAUUUCUACAGGGAAGUUACACCGGAAGUGUUUGCUAAUACGAGAAUAUCAAGCAUGCUGGACACCGGGAAACCUAGUGAAAUGGUUUUAGCCGAUCCUGAGCACAAGCACGACAACACAACAGGCGUACCCGCACUAGUGGCUAUGAACCUAGACGAAUCCUUCAAGGCAGCCGCCUAUAUCUGGGAAGCCCUCUCCGAACCUGCCAAAGCUAACACUGACGGGUCACUUACUUCACCUUCACCUUUCACUCGAACUUUUGGUUCAGGCGUAACGCUAUAUCAAUAUUACGAGCGGCCGAAUCAGACUUUUAGGGCAUCAAGGUUUAGCAUUGCUAUGAAAGGAAUUACGGCUUUCCGUCCUCCGGAUAAUGAUGUGAAAGCGUACAAUUGGGCAAGUCUCCCGGCUGGAUCACGAGUCGUCGAUGUGGGAGGAGGGAUUGGCAAUGUCACAUAUAGCAUUGCGAGCAAGUUUGAGGGGUUGAAGUUUGUUGUGCAAGAUAGACCUGCGACUAUUGAGGAUGCGAAGGCGUGGUGGGCCGAUCAGAUGCCUGAAGCUGUCUCUUCGGGCAGAGUCGCUCUGGAAGUACACGACUUUUUGACUCCCCAGCCUCAACAUCUCCAGCAUAACGUCGCCGUCUUCAUGAUCAAGCAAGUCCUGCACAACUGGUCUGAUGAGGACGCUGUCAAAAUCCUCAAAUACCUUCGCCAGGCUGCCACUCCUGAAACGGUCCUACUUGCCAUGGAGUAUAUCUUACCCUAUGCGUGUCGUGACCCUGGCGAUGCCAUUGGUGCAAUACCUGGAGCGGUACCACGAGAGGCUCCGGAACCGUUGUUGGCCAACUAUGGCUUGGCGGGUGAGAUGGAGUACCUUUCGGAUAUCAAUAUGCUCGUUCUAUUCGAUGCCCAAGCUCGUACUGCACCCCAGUAUGAAAGGCUCUUCCGAAGUGCAGGAUGGAAGUUGAGGUUUGUUAAUCGGGAGGUACAGGCUUUGGAAGCUGUUCCUUUGUAGCAACUUUUUGGCGAGCGUCAACGCCGAUUUGUGUAUGUAACUAAAUUCGAGUUAUCGGGGCCGUCAAUGUUUAUAUAGCUGAAACUAGCCUUGACCCAUUGCAGCG